AUGUCCUGCUUCGGAACGCGCAAGAAGCCUCUGUACAGAAAGAUCGUCAUCCUCGGCGAUGGUGCUUGCGGAAAGACAUCGCUUCUUAAUGUAUUCACACGCGGUUACUUCCCGCAAGUCUACGAACCAACCGUUUUCGAAAACUACGUCCACGACAUCUUCGUCGACUCCACUCACAUCGAACUCUCCCUCUGGGACACCGCCGGCCAAGAAGAAUUCGACCGUCUCCGAAGUCUGUCAUAUAGUGAUACCCACGUCGUCAUGAUAUGUUUUUCCAUCGACUCAAGAGACUCGUUAGAGAACGUCGAGGGGAGGUGGGUGAAGGAGGUUGCGGAGCAUUGUCCGGGGGUGAAGGUUGUGCUGGUCGCAUUGAAGUGCGAUUUGAGGGAGAUUGAUGUGAUUAAUCCUGCGGCGCAAUCAAAUACGAAUAGUGUGGUUGAGCCGUUGUCGAAUACUGGUGCGCGGCUGAUUGAUUAUGAUGAGGGGUUGAGUGUGGCGAAGAGGAUUAAGGCGGUACGGUAUUUGGAGUGUUCGGCAAAGGCGAAUAAGGGUGUCAACGAGGCGUUUACGGAGGCGGCGAGAGUGAGUGUUACGGCGGAAGCGAAGGGUGCGCAUGAGGAGGAUGUUGGUGGGAAGGACAGGGGAUCUGGAUGUGUGAUUUGUUGA
Saitoella complicata NRRL Y-17804 is the source of this 666-nucleotide messenger RNA. RefSeq names its product protein RHO3. Gene Ontology annotation, biological process: small GTPase-mediated signal transduction. The coding region runs from base 1 to 666 and encodes 221 amino acids. The transcript is spliced from 2 exons. NCBI's taxonomy places the organism in Eukaryota, Fungi, Ascomycota, Saitoellomycetes, Saitoellales, Saitoellaceae. The record is from RefSeq and is a predicted model, not a curated record. Gene Ontology annotation, molecular function: GTP binding; GTPase activity.